AUGUCUCAAUCUAACCAGGAAGGGCUGUUCAAGGAGUCACUGAGCCGAUACCAUCUCCCAGCCUGGUUUCUGGAGCGCAAUGUCAAGACCUCUUCUGAUCUGGAAGGCUCUGUUUCUAUCUGCCAAUGCCAAGGUUGUGGAAACUACAAGAAACUCUACGAGGAUGAGGAGACAGAAGGUCAAGCCCUUGGAAGCGAAUCCACUGCGGAUGACCCCAAACCAGAGGAAGAAUCACACACCAGCACUGAAAAGCACGACUACAACUGUGAAGACGCCAUAUCCUACGCGAAGUUCUCAGAGCUACGCGAUAUGGUGGCCACGAACAUGCUUUGGCGGCAUAUGCGGCCCCAAGACUCAUCCGUUCUGCUUCGCCGCUGCGCGGUAUCGGGGUGCAGUACCUGCCCGAUGGAGCCCGUGCACAUGGACGAAAUCGUUGAGCAAGUAGCCAAGUCAUUAGGCAUGGGGUUGGUGUUGCUCAGUUUUGAGGAUCUGGAGGAGUUGGGCAGUGAUUUUCACACCCAGGACAGGGGAUUUGCUGUCAGCGGGGGUGUGAAAAAGACAGCAGAAGAAGAGUCUACUGAGACAAAGGAGAAGAAUCCCUCGAAAACGGAAAUUUCGGCCGGAGAAGACACAACAACUGAAGCCGGUUCCGAUAAGGUUGUGGACAAUAACGCGAAGGGAACAUCCGAUGAAGUCACGACACCAAAAGAGCCCAUCAAAGACGAAUGGAAGGCAAACUGGUCAGAUGGAGCAACGUUCACAGAUCACUUCUUCGCGGCAAAGUCUAAGAAAUGGCAGGAUGAAGCAAACUUCUCAUACUCAGCAUGGCGAGACCGUGCCAAGGAGUCAUAUGCCGCAAUCCUUGACGGUGCCUUAAACAAAGUGGGCCAGGGAAGCAAAGCUCAGUAUGAAUCCGAAGGACAAGACUCUGUGGCCUCGAAUUCACGAGGCUUGGUGGUCCACUUCGUCGACUGUGACCACUCCGGUUCGAGUCUGGAGUACCGACAAAAGAGGAGGGUCCUAGUCAGGCUCGGGGAGCUCGUCCAGGAGAGGCGUGAGAAGGGCCAGGACGUGGUGCUGGUUAUCUCGUCCAGGACGCUGGAGCCAGGAGAGAAACUGUGCCAAAAGGCAGGCGUGUCGACACUCUCGGGUGUGACUCUGUCCAUCGUCAAUCACUCCCAGCAAAAUUCCGAGAAAAGAGAUCUCCAACGCAAGGGAGCCAUCAACACUCGGCGUCUCAGAUGGAUCUUGGAGAGUGGCAUGGCCCCGCCAUCCAGCGCCCGUCCCGAAAUCGACUGGUUGCAGAGUGCUACUGGCGGCGACCUCGCGCGGUAUGGGCAGGAAAUGUGGUCUGUCAACGAUAUUCACCGCGCCGCUGGACAGAUACUGGCCAGAGCGUGGAUCAGGCCUCAGCCUGUGAUAACAUCAAAGCAUGUCGACUCUGUAUUGAAAAGACUAGGUCUGCUCAAGAUUGCCAAGGCGGCUGAAAAGACCGAGGCGAAGGAGGACUCGGGAGAUCCUGAGACGAAAGGUGAUGAUGCAGUUGAGGAAGCUGAAAAGGAUCCAUUGGAUGGCAUCAAGCUGGAUGACCAUGAAGAGAGAUUCCGUGACUGUGCCAUCAAACCAAGAGACCUCAACGUCUCAUGGGACGACGUCAUCCUCGACCAAGACAUAAAAGAGGUGAUCCAGAACCUAGUCCCCUCCUCCAAGCUCGAAGUGGAAGCAUCCUCCGACUUCCUCCUCUCGCAGCUGCGCAUCCGCGGCUGCCUGCUCUACGGGCCCCCAGGCACAGGCAAGACGCACCUCUGCCGCGCGAUCGCGUCGGCCUCGGGCUCGCGCAUGCUCUCGAUCGACUACGCGACGACCCAGUCGAGCAUGGUCGGCAAGGCCGAGAAGUACAUCCGCGCCGCCUUCUCGCUCGCGACAAAGAUGCACCCCUGCGUGCUCUUCAUCGACGAGGCCGACGCGCUCUUCUACCGGCGCAGCUCCCGCGAGAGGAGCUGGGAGCGCUCGGCGACGACGCAGUUCCUCGUCGAGAUGGAAGGGCUCGCGCGGAACCCCAACGCCCCGCUCGUCGUCGUCGCCACCAACCGGCCCUGGGACCUGGACGAGGCCUUCCUGCGGCGCCUGCCGCAGAAAUUCUGCAUCGGGCUGCCGGGCCGCGACUCGCGCGCCGCCAUCCUCCGCCUGUUCCUGAAGGACAGCGACCUCGACCCGGCCGUCGACGUCGACGGCAUCGCGGACGCUACCAAGGGUUACUCCGGCUCCGACCUCCGCAGCCUCUGCGCCGAGGCCGCGCUGGUCUGGAAGAUCGAGCAGGUCAAGCUCGACGCCCUGUGCGGCGGCGUGUCCCCCGCGCUCGCCACCGCGCGCGGGGGGCCCAAGAGGCUGCGCCUCGACGUGGACCACUUCGCCGCCGCGUUCGAGAAGAUGCAGCCCAGCAGGGCCCGGGACACGGCCGACGAGCUGGCGCGCUUCUCGCGCCGGUACAAUCCCGUCCAGGGCGAGCUCGGGAAGGGCAACGGCGGCAAGAGGUACGUCUUCAACGGCGCCAGGGGGAAGAACGAGGCGUUCAGCGUGCGCGAGCUGAUCUCGCGGCCCGCGCCGCCUGAGGAGGCCUCGCCUGCCAACAUGCAGCUCGUUGUCUGGCGCAGCGCGGAGGAUGUGUUGUUCCCGGGUAGAGCGACCAUCGAGACGAGCGAGACGUCCUCUCCAUGUCCAUUAGUGACAAAGGGUGCCGAGGCAUUCUCCUGA
This is a messenger RNA of Diaporthe citri, 2754 nucleotides long. RefSeq lists its product as uncharacterized. Gene Ontology annotation, molecular function: ATP hydrolysis activity; ATP binding. The coding region runs from base 1 to 2754 and encodes 917 amino acids. The transcript is spliced from 3 exons. Lineage: Eukaryota; Fungi; Ascomycota; Sordariomycetes; Diaporthales; Diaporthaceae. The record is from RefSeq and is a predicted model, not a curated record. Gene Ontology annotation, cellular component: mitochondrial outer membrane.